Molecule: messenger RNA, 3451 nt
Organism: Punctularia strigosozonata HHB-11173 SS5
Lineage: Eukaryota; Fungi; Basidiomycota; Agaricomycetes; Corticiales; Punctulariaceae
Product: nicotinate phosphoribosyltransferase
Exons: 11
Coding region: 4-1257 (417 amino acids)
Biological process (GO): NAD+ biosynthetic process
Molecular function (GO): nicotinate phosphoribosyltransferase activity
Source: RefSeq, a predicted model, not a curated record
GUCAUGGUGGUAAAGAACUAUGAACCGGUCGUACCUGUGUCCGUGCUGGAUACCGAUCUAUACAAGCUUACCAUGCAACAAGCCGUACUUCAUCAUUUUCCGGACGUACAGGCAACGUACCGGUUCACUCACCGAGAUAAGACGCGCCUGUUUGACCGAGAAACGUUCGAGCAAUUCAAGAAGAACGUUCAGCACUUCACGGAACUGCACUUAUCCGACGAAGAGCGAACUUGGCUCGCGAAAAAAUGCCCUUACUUCAAGUCUGCUUACCUGGACUACCUGUACAGCUACCGAUUCAAGCCUGAGCAGCUCAAAAUUGACUUCAUUCCGGAAGGAGAUGAUCCUGAAAAGGGCCACCUGGACGUCCUUGCAACCGGCCCGUGGGCAGAAACAAUCAUGUGGGAGGUCCCUCUCAUGGCCUGCCUCAGUGAGACCUACUUCACCGUCGCCGACACGGAUUGGAGCUAUGAUGGCCAAGAGGAGCUAGCUCGCGAUAAGGCGGUAGAACUACUCAAAGCUGGUUGCUUGUUCAGCGAGUUUGGCACGCGGCGUCGACGCUCGUUCAAGACGCAUGAAAUCGUCGUGCGUGAGAUGGCCAAAGUAUCGAACUCGGGGCAAGGGAUCGGGAAACUGCUUGGAACCAGCAAUGUGUAUCUGGCGUACAAAUAUGACCUUACCCCUAGUGGUACUAUCGCUCACGAGUGGGUCAUGGGGGUGGCAGCUUUGAAUGGAUACCCGAAUUGCAACGGGAUGGCUCUGGAUCUCUGGGAGCAAGUAUAUCCGAAUGCCUUACUGAUAGCCCUCACGGACACCUUCUCUACCGAGGCUUUCUUCAAGGAUUUCGUCAAAGACGUCGAAAGGGCAAAGCGUUGGAAGGGACUGCGUCAGGACUCCGGUGACCCUUUCGUCUAUGCUCCCAGAGCGAAAGCCAUAUACGAGUCCUUGGGCAUCGACUACAAGGAGAAGACGAUCAUAUUCUCAGAUGCACUCAAGACAGACAAGGUUCUGAAACUCAAGGCCCAAUGCGAUGAACUGGGUUUCCCAUGUGCAUUCGGCAUCGGAACGUUUUUCACGAACGAUUACCGGUCGGCAUCCAGCGGAGGCAAGGAGGAGAGCAAGGCGCUCAACAUGGUUAUAAAGCUCAAUUCCAUCAAUGGCAAACCUACCGUUAAGAUAUCCGAUGACAUUGACAAGAACACUGGGGACCCCGAAACUGUGAAAUACGUCAAGCAGGUGUUCGGGAUCGCGACUAACUGAGAAAGCGUACGCAUAGAUGCAGGCUAAUGUACACUACACAUACUUGGCCAUAAUACAGACCAAAAGAAGUUACUUAUUUGUUGCCGGGGAAGCGUCGUGUCAAAGGGCCUGACGGGACAAUCAUGCCGAACUGUCACUAACCUAGAAGCAAUACAACAAGUGCAUCCAUCAGCUUCCUGACGUCGUUAGUCAACAGUUGGAAGGAAGAAGAGGGCCCAACAACCUGGACGAGGGCGUCUUUGACCGGGACGCUAACACUUGGUUCCUCUGCAGAGGAGCGACCGCGCACCCACGUCUCCCGGGCUCUUUGCGCCGCGGCCCUGACAGCCGCCUCCUCGUUUUCAACCUUCCACAGGUCGCAUUUGUUGCAUUCGCGGCAUGUCGUACCGGGAAGGACCCUGAAAUGUUGACAGAAGUGCGAGUAACCCGUCUUCGAGACGUCUUCGCGGCAGACGUAGCACAUCUGGUAGCCGCACGCGCACCGCAUCUUGUUGCAGCCGUCCGACUUGACGAAGCUGGUGCGACAGUUCGGGCAGGUGCGCUUGACCGCCUCCGCCAUCGCGCGCUCGACGUAGAGGCGGAGGUCGUCGGCGUCGGUGUGGCACUGGUGAUCGGGGCCUUCCCAUUCCUUCGAGCAAGCAAGACAAGAUCGACGUCCGCAUUUGGAAGGGUCGCCUGACGGUGGAAGGGAUGGAUCGGGGGAAGGCUCUGGGUAAUUGCGACAGUAAAGAACGUUGCGGUCUCGCUUGGCACCUGUGAAUAGGGAAUAGAUGUGCUUGGAGAUAACUCGAAUAGCUCCUGGAGGGUCAACAAGAGGGAACAAAAAUCCGGCGGUAGGCCCUACCGACGCUUCCGGGAUGAAGUGAGGAUGUAUGGUUAACAAAAUGAAGUAUGUGGCGUGGAACAGGACUAGGAACAUCGAGUUUGCCGCCCUCCUCACGGGAUGGAGCGGAUGUGUCCUGUGCAUGCUUCUGGGUGAAGGUGACCACCAUGUGUCCAAGUGCGGGGCCUCCACGAACUCGGUGUACGGGCAGAAGGGACAUUUGAGAGGAGAAAAGAUAGGGUCGCCCUCGAAUGAAGCAGCGACACGCUCGUUCAGGGUGCGCUCGUAGUUGGAGAAGACCUUGGGCGGCAGAACCCUCCGGAGGAUCGUCUCGGAGAAGUGACCACCACAAGCGUCAGAAAUCGACAUGCAGGGGAAGGCUUUCGGGCUUGUACCUUGACCGAACAAGAAAGUGGUGACGUGGUUGGAGAUGCAGCUCUUGCAGAACACGUGGCCAGCGGUGCAGCUGUCGAUCUCUUCGAACGUGAAGUCCCCGAAACAACAACCACAUUCUAUGAGCUGGCCCUCGGCGGUAUAUUGAUCCUCGUUGAGUAUCUUGGCGAGUCGUAAAUGCUCGGUCUCUGCACGUGUGACUUCCUCUAGCUUGAAAAUACGCCACUCUCUUCUCCAUUCAUCGUCCCCCGCGUGUGCAUCGUCUUCGGAUACCGGGUAGGAACUUGCAUCUGCGAGUUGCAAAUCUGGGCUGAACACUCUUCGAACAGAUCCCCAAAACUUCCCGAACCACUUCCUUCUUUGCAUCUCUGCAUCACAGGCAGAAAGAGUGGGCGCUAGUUCGUACCUGUUUUCCACAGCAAACGUCUUCAGCGUGGACGCUGGGAGGGACGGGUAUGUAUCAGACAAAUGCUGUGAAAGACGGUUGAGAUACGAGAAGGGCCGAACGAGAUCGGCUUUAUCCAAUACCGGCGGCGGGCCGUCCACGACUCGCGCAGGGGGUCGCUCAAGUAUAGCUUCAGCAGUCAAGAGCGCCCAUGCAAACGAGAAGCGAUGUAGUGUUUGCCGCAGCAGGGACACCUCGACCCGGGGAAACACCUCGUGGAGUAUAAUGAGGUCGCGAUUCAUCGAGCGUCGAGUGUCCACCGCCCCCGAGGGAAGGCAUAGAACAGUCGGAUACGGUAUAUGAAGCAGUUUGUGCGCGAUCCGCGAGACGAUCUCAGUCGGGGUGCCUCCGUAUUGAGGAAUUAUCUCCGCGAGAAAUCCUGGGUCGAUGUCCGGGAACAGCUCGCGGACCCGGUCAACUAUGAUGGCGGUCGUGACAAAGCCAGUUGAUGAUGAUGACGCCGUCGCAUUGAGCUUCUUUCUUGUCCUUGUGGUCUUGGGGCCCAAAGCUGUAGUCCUUGCCAUGGCGGACGA